Molecule: messenger RNA, 2943 nt
Organism: Aspergillus costaricaensis CBS 115574
Lineage: Eukaryota; Fungi; Ascomycota; Eurotiomycetes; Eurotiales; Aspergillaceae
Exons: 5
Coding region: 1-2943 (980 amino acids)
Biological process (GO): diterpenoid biosynthetic process
Molecular function (GO): terpene synthase activity; magnesium ion binding
Source: RefSeq, a predicted model, not a curated record
AUGCGACCAAAGAUACCUCAAAAGUCGGAGCAGCAGGUCCAAGUGUCCUACCACCAAGAGGCUACUACUCUUUUACAAUAUUUGGGGAAAGACCAGCAUCCUGAUUAUGGAAUUGGUGCAGUGUCAGGUAGCAUCUACGAUACCGCUUGGGUGUCAAUGGUAAAGAAACCGGUGACAGGUCGUGAGACGGUUUGGACUUUCAUUGAAUGUUUCAAGUUUCUAUCAGAAGCCCAGUGUGAGGAUGGCGGAUGGGAUGCAGAUGCGGUACUUUUUGACCGUAUUGCCUGUACACUUGCUGGUCUCCUGGCGCUCAAAAAACACCUGAACGAAGAGAAGGAUCACACGAGUCGUCAAGCAUUGGACAAGAAAAUAUCUAGGGCUACACAUUUUCUGCGUCAAGCUCUUCCUAAAUUACCAGCUGCAGUCGCAUAUGAGCUUCCGAUCGGCGCUGAACUGUGGCUACCAAAAAUGUUGGAGCUUAUUGAGGAAGAAGGCAUCCAUCUCGACAAUGCAGCCGUGCUCGCUUGGAUUUUGCCAGCUCGGGACAAGAGGAUUUCCCGAUUCCCGAUAGAAAGCCUUUAUAAAAAGGGAUUUACUUCCGUUGCACACUCCCUGGAGGGGCUUAUUGGGUACGCAGACUUUAACCGGGUCUCUAUGCUCAAAACAUGUGGCAGCAUGAUGGGCUCUCCGUCAGCAACGGCCGCGUAUCUCAUUCACAGCGAGAAUUGGGAUGCAGAUGCAGAGGCAUAUAUCCGCCGUGCGCUCAAUUCUCCGCAUGCGGGUCAAAAUGGCGGCGUGCCUUCAACAUAUCCGACGACUGCGUUUGAAUCCUCAUGGGUUCUCGUCACUCUUUUGAAAAACAAUGUCCCUCUUGGCAAGGAAACAGAGCCAUUGGUGAAUAAUAUUGGACUCAAAGUAAAUAACAUGUUAAAAGCACAGGAUGAGGUAGUCGGAUUUGCACCGGGAAUGUGCGUGGACGCCGAUGACACCGCGAAAGCAUUAUUGCUCCUGAGACUGUUGGGAUUCCCAGCAUGUCCAGAUUCUUUAAUCAGCAAAUUCGAAUCACACGAUCAUUUUCUGACCUUUGGAAUCGAGCGAAACCCAAGCAUCAGCACUAACGCUCAUGUCCUAAUGGCCCUCCUUCACAUGGAAAAUAAUAGCAGAUACAUUUUCCAGAUAGAGAAGUGUGUUCGGUUCUUGUGUCAUGCGUGGUGGGAGUCGGAUGGCUUUCUUCAAGAUAAAUGGAACAUAUCUCCCUACUAUCCCGUUAUGUUAACAUGUGAAGGAAUAGUGGACUAUAUACACAAAUGGGACAGCGACGCUUUUGCUACAUCCAGCAGCACUGGCCUUGAUGCCCGAGUUCCGCUGGUUGUUCACCAAGCGUUGACUAAGCUCCUCCGAACCCAGAAUGCUGACGGAUCCUGGGGACCGCGAUCCAGCCUUGAAGAGACGUCGUAUGCAACAUUGGCCAUAAAGAGACUCCUGACACUACCUUUCAGAGAUGCAUCCUUAACUGCCAUUGAACAAGCAGAGUCGUACCUACGAUACACAUACAGUCGUGGUUACAUUUCAAUCAGAGAACGGCUCUGGAUUGACAAAACCCUUUAUAGCAUUGAAACAGUUUCAAGGUCUUAUAUCAUCUCCGCGACGCUAGCGCCGAUGCCCAAUAUCCAAGCCAGUGAGACAUUGGGCGGUCUGUUCAACAACCCAAGAUCUGUCAUCCAGAAGCAAGGAAACUUUCUGCGGACCCUCCCGUCAUUUUCCCACAUCCCGAGUUGGGUACUCGAGGCUUCCGUACGCGAGGGCUACAUGAUAAUCGAUGAGCUACGCGAAAUUGACUUCUUUUCACAACGGGCCAAACUCAGCGAAGAAUACCUCCUCUAUUGUGCGUCUUGUUUCGUGGCGAGCAACUACAAAGGUUCAUACUUCCUGAGUACAGGCUAUCUCUUGAUGGUACUUCGGAUCACAGUAGCGACAUACCAGCUUGACACGUUCGUGGACCACCAGGUGAUUAACUUCUCGUCGCUAGAGCUAGAUGAAUUAGAGGAUUUCAUACAGAAGAAAUUGCAUACCGGAAGGUGUUUGUCCACUGGACCUGAUGCAACCCAUGAACUCAAUGAGAGCAAUGGAGAACAGCACGCAAGAGUAAAGGAGGCAAAAGCAAUGUUCCUGUCCUUUAUGAACUUUGUGCUCACCGAUACCACCGACCCCGUGAGCACUUACAACAAGUGGAACCUGCGCAGUGAGCUGAGAUCUGCCUUACUCGCCCAGAUUGGCCAUAUUAGAAGUUCCAAGGGUCUAGUACAUGAGGGAGUGGACCUCCUCCAUGACCAAACCGGAAAGACAACCUUCUUUUCAUGGCUACGAGGGCCUGCCUCAGACAAUGUACUCUACCCUGUCAUCCUCAAAUAUAUGGUUUUCCACAUGGCAUUGAGUCAAGUGCAGCAAGAUGAUGAUGUGUUCCGGACCCCAGAAGAACAAUACAUCGUUGAGGAUUUCUGCAGGCAUGCUGCUGAUGAGGUCCGGCUCUGGAAUGACUAUGGCAGCAUUGAGAGAGAUAAAGCUGAGGGUGUUUUAAAUUCAAUCGAUGUUUUGAACUUAUCAUGUUCACGCUCUUCAGCUAACGGGAUCACGGGCGACAAAUGUGACAGACCUUGCAAGGUCGUAUCUCUCAAGAAGAUGGCACAUUACGAAAACAGACAUGUUCGACUUUGUUUAGAGCAGCUGGAGACGCUGUUGCAAGAAAAUGAUGCACAUCGAGCGUCUAGUAUAAUGUCACGGCUCCAUAUGCAUGCGACGGUGACUCAAGUGUGGGCAGAGAUGUACUCCCUACGCCAGUUCAGUGCGGCGAGUCCUCAGUCUUCAUCCAAGAAAAGAGGGAUUACUGGGAGUGCCACCCUACCCCCACUUCGGCCAGCCUCGGGUGGAGGUGGAAGCGCUUAG